Chrysemys picta bellii (western painted turtle) is the source of this 1390-nucleotide messenger RNA. Its product is annotated as protein FAM133-like. NCBI's taxonomy places the organism in Eukaryota, Metazoa, Chordata, Testudines, Emydidae. The record is from RefSeq and is a predicted model, not a curated record.
UUAAAGUCUAUGAGUCUAUGAAUUUCCCCCAACCAAUUUUACUAAUUCAAAAUGGCAAAUGUCAUUCCCACUUCCCGGGGGUGCUGCAAGGCUGAAUUCAUUAAUUCUUGUAAAGUGCUUUGCAGUUCCACGGCCCCUCAGGAUCUCAAAAUAUUGUCACUGUUCUUUCAUCGUAUCAAUAUUGUUGGAAAUGAGGGCGUUGCUUGGAAGAGGAAAAGCCGGGAGGAGCAUAUCCAGGCACUGUUUAGAACUAAUACUUUAACAUUAUUGGCUACUACGGUCGUUAGGUAUUUAGCUAGUUAGAACUUGGAGUGAAAGAUCGCUGCAGGGGCAGACAUUAGAGGGUGCCGUAUAUGAAAGGGAACUAACUGUCCACUUUAAGAUAUUCAUCUGUCUGUUGUAGUGUCCCAUGUGUCAAGUACACAGCCUUCCUGGAGUAGCUGUUGGUCUGAUGAUUGCAUAUGUGAGAGCAAAUAUGACAUAAGUAGGAGAGAGAGAUUCCUGUCUUAAUGGCUCUUCAAGCAUCCUGGACGACCAGCUGCUGCCAAGCAUUCCAAGUAGGUGGGGGGGUUGGACUGAGUCUUGGGACCCUGUUCCUGCUUCCUCUGAAGUCAAUGGCUCAGCUCCCAUUGUGCUCAGCAUGGCAGGCCCGAACACUCAAUGUCCAUAUGGUGGGCAUUUUCCAACCAACAUAGCAGCCGUGUCCUGCCUACCAUGGGUCAGAAGUUCUUGAAUGAGUCAGUGUUAGGCAGGCAGACAGGUUACUGCGCACCUGGGCUGGGUCCCUUGUGUUUCCUGGGAUCCUGGGAUGCCAGAGGAGGAUGGUGGAACCAGUUUUUCUGCUCUGGCAGUGGAACUGGGGAGGAGACAGUACAAAAUGACAAGACAGGAACUGCAGAGCUACUGCUACCAGCUAGAAACUUGGGAGGCCGCUUGCCUUUUCCCCUGCCAGGUGUUCUGAAUCGACGUGCGAGAGCCAGGUAGCUGCUGCAGAAUGUCUUCCAUCUUAAAGAUGUUCGGAAGAGAAGACAAGAAGGAUCAGGGCAAAGAGAAGGAGAAAGACAAGAAGGAAGAGAAGGAGAAAGACAAGAAAGACGGAGACAAGAAAGACAAGAAAAAGAAGAAGAAAGAAAAAAAGGGAGAGGGAGAUGAAGAUGACAGCAGCAGCAGCAGCAGCUCCGACAGUGAUUCUGAAGAGGGUCACCAUGGCGACAAGAAGAAAAAAGAGAAGGAUAAAGAAUAACUUCUGAGGAGCCAAUGGAGGCCACAUUUGUGUUUCCUGCCUUCGCCCAGGUGCUGGGUAGUGUGAAGGAGAAGGGGAUCAAUUGGGAAAAACUGCACUUGGUGCUGAGGAUGUUUCAUCCAAAUAAAGUUGUUUUAGUACUAAAAA